AUGAUAGUUAUCUCAGAAGCAAGGAUUGAAGACACUCACCAGGGCCGUAGCGAAAAGAGGGCGUUUCCCAGGAAGCGGGACCUCCCCAGCGAAGCCCCCACAACUCCUCUGCCAGAUGCCUCGGCCUCCCCCCUGUCUCCACACCAAAGAGCCAAGUCACUGGACAGGAGGUCCACGGAGUCCUCCCUGAUGCCUAACCUGCUGAAUUUCAAGAAAGGCUGGCUGACUAAGCAAUAUGAGGACGGCCAGUGGAAGAAACACUGGUUUGUCCUUGCUGAUCAAAGCCUGAGAUACUACUACAGGGAUUCGGUGGCUGAGGAGGCAGCUGACUUGGAUGGGGAAAUCGACUUGUCUGCCUGUUAUGAUGUCACAGAGUAUCCAGUCCAGAGAAACUACCGCUUUCAGAUACACACAAAUGAGGGCGAGUUCACCCUCUCUGCUAUGAUGUCUGGCAUCUGGCGGAAUUGGAUCCAGACCAUUAUGAAGCACGUCCACCCGGCCUCAGUCCCAGAUGUGACAAGGUCGUUGCCAGAGGGAAAGAACUGGAGCAGCUCCUCCUCUGAGACCUGCUGGAGGUCCAGUGAAAAGCAGGAGCCAGACCCUGAGCAGAGGAGGGGCCGGGCUGAGGAGCGGAGGCGGGAGGGGCGCUCCAAGACCUUUGACUGGGCCAAGUUCUGCCCCAUCCAGCAGGCGUUGGCUCAGGAGAGGGCUAGCGCCACAGCGCCCUCCGACGCCCACCCUGAGGCAGAGCCAGGGGAGAUGGGGCAGGAGCGUGUGCGGCGACGGGAAGAAUGCCGCAGGUGCAUCGGGACGCUCGAUGCUGUGGACAGGCCAGGCACCGACGCAGCCCUGCGGAUGGAGGUUGACUGGAGCCUGGGGCUGCCUGGGGCCACCAACCUCAAGACACAGAAUGUCCACGUGGAGAUCGAGCAGCGGUGGCAUCAGGUGGAGACCACCCCUCUCCGGGAGGAAAAGCAGGUUCCCACUGCCCCCCUGCAGCUAUCCUCCUCUGAGGUUGGAAGUGAUCAACUCUCCACUUACGAGCUAACCUCACUGCUGGAAAAGGAGUUGGAGCAGAGCCAGAAGGAGGCCUCAGAUCUUUUGAAGCAGAACUGGCUCCUGCAGGACCAGUUGAGGGUGGCUCUGGGCCGGGAACAGAGUGGCUGGGAGGGCUAUGUGCUACAGGCCACAUGUGAGCAAGGCUUUGCAGCAGUGGAAGAAAUGCACCAGAAGAUCGAAGACCUGCAGAGGCAGCACCAGAGGGAGCUGGAGAAGCUGCGGGAGGAGAAGGACCACCUCCUGGCCGAGGAGACAGCGGCCACCAUCUCAGCCAUCGAAGCCAUGAAGAACGCCCACCGGGAGGAGAUGGAGCGUGAGCUGCGGAAGAGCCAGCGGUCCCAGAUCAGCAGCAGCAAUUCAGACAUUGAGGCCCUGCGGAGGCAGCACCUGAAGGAGCUGCCGUCAGUGCAGCAGGAGCUGGAGGUCCUCUCGGAGCAGUACUCACAGAAGUGCCUGGAGAACGCCCACCUGGCCCAGGCACCGGAGGCCGAGUGGCAGGCCCUGCGGCAGUGCCAGCGGGAGAACCAGGAGCUCAACGCCCACAAUCAGGAGCUAAACAACCACCUGGCUGCGGAGAUGGCCCAGUUACUGACGCUGCUGACCGGGGACACUGGCGGGGAGGCUGCUGGCUCACGUCUCACACAGGGGAAGGACACCUAUGAGUUAGAGGUCUUAUUGCUGGUCAAGGAAUUGGAAAUACAGUACCUAAAGCAGGAGAUCAGCUCUCUCAAGGAUGAGCUGCAGAUGGCAUUACGGGAAAAGAAGUAUGCUAGUGACAAGUACAAGGACAUCUACACCAAGCUCAGCAUCGUGAGGGCCAAGGCCGACUGCGAUGUCAGCAGGCUGGGGGAGCAGCUGAAGGCUGCAACAGAGGCACUGGGCAAAAAGCCCCCUGAAAACACCCCCGUGACAGGAUAUGAUAUAAUGAAAUCUAAAAGCAAUCCUGACUUCUUGAAUAAAGACAGAUCCUGUGUCGGCCGGCAACUCAGAAACGUCAGAUCCAAGUCCGUAAUUGAGCAGGUCUCAUGGGAUAACUGAAACGAGCCCGCUUCCAGGUCCCCUGUCAUAGUCUGAAAG
This is a messenger RNA of Manis javanica (Malayan pangolin), 2136 nucleotides long. The record is from RefSeq and is a predicted model, not a curated record. NCBI's taxonomy places the organism in Eukaryota, Metazoa, Chordata, Mammalia, Pholidota, Manidae.